This is a messenger RNA of Phragmites australis (common reed), 2348 nucleotides long. RefSeq names its product E3 ubiquitin protein ligase RIN2-like. Gene Ontology annotation, cellular component: ubiquitin ligase complex; plasma membrane; cytosol. Gene Ontology annotation, molecular function: ubiquitin binding; ubiquitin protein ligase activity. NCBI's taxonomy places the organism in Eukaryota, Viridiplantae, Streptophyta, Magnoliopsida, Poales, Poaceae. The record is from RefSeq and is a predicted model, not a curated record. Gene Ontology annotation, biological process: ubiquitin-dependent protein catabolic process; positive regulation of plant-type hypersensitive response; protein ubiquitination. Bases 276 to 1973 code for a protein of 565 amino acids. The transcript is spliced from 12 exons.
UUAAUCUGAUCCAAAAUAUCCCCCCUGCUGCCGCAAUUAUUCUGCCCCCCUCCUCCUCCCCGUCGCGUUCUCGUCACGGCGCCGCCCUCGCCGUCGCGUUAUCGCCUCCGCCCCUCCCCUCUCCUACCCCACGCGAAUAAAGCCGGAGGCGCGCGGCCCAAGCAAAGGCCCCGGUACUUCCCUCUGACGCGCCAAAACGUGACGCCCGCCUCGGUCGGGGCUAGGGUUCGGCUCGGCUCGGUCCCCGCGCCGGCCCCGACGCCGAUGCGCCGCGCAUGGCGGCGGUGAACUACCUCUACGUCGCGGCCGCCUCCGCGGCGGCCAGCGUGGCCGCGCUGCAGUGGUGGGCGGCGUCGCUCCUCGACGAUGAGGCCCGGGUGGGCGGGGGCGGCGACUGGAUCGCGGCCGUGCUGCGGUCGCGGGUGACCGUCGCGCUGCUGGCGAAUCUGGCGGCGCAGGUGUUCCUCGUCCUCGUUCUCGCGCUCAAGACUCUAUUUUUUGUUCAGCUAACUUCUUUAGAGACCAGGAAAGUGUUGGAGCACAUCAUUAACUAUGUAAUUUACAAGGGAACUUUUCUCCCACUGGUUGUGCCUCCUAGUUCUCAACAAAUGAUCCUUUGGUCAACUUGGUUGCUCUUUCUUUGUUCACUGAAGAUGUUUCAAUCAUUGGUCAGAGAACGUCUUGAGCAGCUCAAUAUUUCUCCUUCAGCAACUCCAUCAAAAUAUUUUCGUGUGUACUCUGCAUUGCUGCUGGUUUUAUCAGCUGAUCUGCUAUGGAUGAGGUUCUGUGUAGGGUUCUGCAGCUCCUGUAAUUCCAAAUUAUUUUGCCUCCUGUUCUUUGAGCCACUUAGUAUUGCCUUUGAGACGCUGCAGUCUAUCAUGGUGCAUGGGUUUCAGUUGUUUGACAUUUGGCAGCGACAUCUAAUGGACAGCGGUGCAGACUUUCUUGAUUUCCAAAAAUCUUAUAAGCAAGCAGCAGGAUCUUUUUCUGAAUGGAGAGGAAAGCUUAUCAGGAAUUUCAGUUUUGCCAUUGAUUUGAUAAGUUUGUUGAUGUCACUUGGUCAUUACUCAAUGAUCUUUUGGCUCCGUGGUAUGGUGUUUCAUCUGGUUGAUGCAGUUCUCUUAUUGAACUUGCGUGCUCUUAUAGUUUCAUUUUUGAAGCGCAUUAAGACUUACAUCAAGUUACGGAAGGCACUUAGUUCACUUGAUGGAGCACUUCCAGAUGCUACAUAUGAUGAAAUUUGCGCUUAUGAUGAUGAGUGUGCCAUCUGCAGGGGACCAAUGGCUCGAGCUAAAAAGUUGUCCUGCAACCAUCUAUUUCAUCUAGCUUGCUUGCGAUCUUGGUUGGAUCAAGGACUAAUGGAAGGUUACUCUUGUCCAACUUGUCGAAGACCACUCUUUCUGUCAUCUGAAGUACAUACGAGGGCUACGACCACCGAGGUAGCAAAUGUUCAGCGAAUUGCGGAACAGCUUAAUAUGGGGUUGAAUCAGCAGAGGGUUCCUGGUAAUGAACAUCCCAUUGGACAGCAGAACCCUUCAGAUGCUGUUUGGAGAGGUGCUGGUCUUGAUGCUAGCUGGGUUCCACCAUGGUCAAACCCUGGGAUGGACGAUCCCAGUUCCUCUACUGCAGUGAGAUCAGUAGGUCUUACUGGAGUUCAGAUGAUGAUGAGGCAGUUGGCUUCUGUGACCGACAAUUAUGGGCAUGCUGAUGCCACCUGGAACCUAUGGCCUGAGCCAGUGGCUGGGUCCUCGCUUGUUCCAUCAUCUUCUGCGAUGUCUGAUAGUGCAUCUGGUGCUGGAUUGCGGCUCCGAGGCACUGCAGGAGCUAGAAAUGGAAGUAUUUCGGAGGUACUCACCAUGGUAGAUAGAGUACGGGAAGUUUUACCUCACAUCCCUGACGAGCUAAUUAUAGAGGAUUUGAUGAGGACGAACAAUAUAAAUGCUACUGUGAAUAAUCUCCUGCUGAUGCAAUAGUAGAUAAGUUGGCGAUACAACAUAUAACUAUGAUGUUUACUGGCAAAGCUUAUAUGAAAGGGCUGUAUAGUUAAACACGAGCCUGGGUGUCAAAACACUCUUGGUUCCUGUAAUAAGCGCUUUUUUGUUUAUUUUGUUCCCACUGGUUUGUAUAGCAACCAUAGUUGUAUAAUAUUAUGCUCAGUAUGCUGUAGGUUAGUGUAUGUAGAAGUAUGUAGAAAGAUAUCAUCCAAAUAAAAUUGCUUUGAGAUAGCAUGUACCGUUGGGUUACAUUUCUAGCUUACUCCAACUCGCUUGGGACAAAAGGCUAUGUUGUUGUUGUUGAGACAGCAUGUACCUGUCUCUUAUUGAUGAGAAAGUACUGAUAAUCCUGUA